CCAUUCAACGAUCGGAGCCAGCCCGCGCGCCGGCCUCGCACGCGCACCGGUGACACACGAACGAACGUAAACACUAACAGUGAUUCCAAUUACAAAAAAUUUUUUUAAUCCUCCAAAAGUGCGAGUGGCCAGUUUUCAGUGAACAAAAAAACCGCGUUCGGAACAUGGACUUGCCCGAAGGAACAUCAAUGCGUUGUUCAUGGAUGUCUUUUUAACUGGUGUGUGAUGUUUGUUUAUGUUUUUUGUUGCUUCGUAGACAAAUGAGAGACCGCUUUCGUUCAGGAAUACGCGUUGACAUUAAACAGUUGACCAACGAUUUUCCCAAAAAGCUAUUGGUAGCUGUAACGGUAGUGAUAAUCGUAGCGAUGUGCCUGAGGCCAGCAGAGGCAGCUUCCAUAGAGCACAAGAGACAAAGAGGCCUGCACGACAACAUGAAACCAACCAAAGACUCCAGCGUGUCGCGGACAGAGGCUCUGCUGAAGGACCACAAGAGGCGGCAUCAAGGCCAGAAGAACGGGACCCACACAACCAAAGAUACCCUCGGGAGUUUAAGAAGACAGACGGACCCGUACGAGAGAGCGCGAAUAAAGAUAGAGAAUAAAGUGGCGUACACGAAAGACAACUUUGACGAGAGGCGGAAGGAGCUGAAGGAAUCUGGAGAUUAUGGCUCCGGGAUGCCGACGUGGCUGCCCAAGACUAACUUCGUGGAUAUCCACUUCCACAACUACAGAAUCUCACACAAAAAUGAGGCGGCGAAAUCGAAACGCAUUUUCGUCUUUCUGAUCCGAAAGCUCUACAAAUCUCUUUUGGAGUACCACGAGCUGUUCAAGCGCUUCAAAGUCGUGGAAGUCGUAUCCCCCGACACACAAAUCACCAGCUACAACGUCAAGAGGCAGGUCAUCUUCACCAAGACGACCGACGACCUCUACAGCGCGAUAGAAGAUAUCAAGGACGCCAUGAUCAGCGUAAAAAUGCCUGCCCCCAAAAUCAACCUGGCCAAAAUGAAGCUAGACACAAUAAAACCUAAAGUAGACGCAGCCAGAUACCUAAAAAAUGACGACAUCCUCCUCAGAGCGUAUGGAAACUUAUUAGAUAACUGGCAUCUAGAGUUCAACUGCUCCAAAUUCAGGAAAACAGGCAAGAACAGAAAAGUAGCGCUGCACAAAUGUGUGCAGUACGAGAACAACCUUAGAGAAAAAAGAAACAAGCGCAAAAGAAAUAAACGCAAGAAGCAGCCGAGCAGCCCAUAAGUUAACUUGCUUUAACGCGGAAUAUAGAUUCUGCAACUUAACNGACUUAAUUUGUAUUUAUUGAACUCAUUGUUGCCGCUUCAGUACUUAUUUAUUUAAAAUUAUGCUCUCUUACAUGAGAUGUUAGGCAUAAUUUGAAUGUUUGACGAUACGAUUUGUUGAUUAAGUAUUGGGUACUUUCUCUGUGAUAUUUAGUAUUGUGUAGUCGUUAAUUAUUAAUUUAUUGAUUAGCAUUUAAGUCGAUGUAAGUCCAACUGUACUUAUGCGCGAUGCUCUUUCUCGUCUUGUCGCUUGAUUUUAUAAUCUCUUAUUUAUUUUCCAUUUCCGAUUGUUGUAAAUCAUGAAUAAUACUUUUAUGCAAAGCAUAGAAACUGUUAUUUCUAUUCAAUCUCCUACUAAUGUAUAUCUCGUAUAGUGUUAUUGUGAGGCAAAUUGUUAUGCCAUUUUCGCCACGAAAGACUUUUAAAUUAAUUUAAGUUGCAUAAUUAAUUUAUGAUCUAUAUUUAACUUAAAUUAUGCAGAGUUGGUUUGAAGUUACAACUAUGAAGAUAUAAAAUAUUUGGCAAUAGAUGAUAAAGUAUAUUUGAUGUAAUUUUAAAUCAACUAUGUACUGUAAAAUAUUGCCGUUAGAUAGUUUGUUAGGUUGUAAACAAUGAACUGAUACCAUGUGAAUAUUACCUUUACUGUGUAAAUAUAAUGCAUAAUUGAAUGCAGAGUUUUCAUUUAACAUUGGACAGA
This is a messenger RNA of Ostrinia furnacalis (Asian corn borer), 1988 nucleotides long. RefSeq lists its product as uncharacterized. NCBI's taxonomy places the organism in Eukaryota, Metazoa, Arthropoda, Insecta, Lepidoptera, Crambidae. The coding region runs from base 261 to 1250 and encodes 329 amino acids. The record is from RefSeq and is a predicted model, not a curated record. The transcript is spliced from 3 exons.